Micromonas commoda is the source of this 1491-nucleotide messenger RNA. Its product is annotated as elongation factor tu. Gene Ontology annotation, biological process: translation. The record is from RefSeq and is a predicted model, not a curated record. Bases 1 to 1437 code for a protein of 478 amino acids. Gene Ontology annotation, molecular function: GTPase activity; translation release factor activity; GTP binding. The transcript has a single exon. Gene Ontology annotation, cellular component: translation release factor complex. Lineage: Eukaryota; Viridiplantae; Chlorophyta; Mamiellophyceae; Mamiellales; Mamiellaceae.
AUGGUCGCCGAGUUGAAGGUCGAGGACAAGCCGGCUCCUCCGCCCGCGCCGGUCGAGGAGGAGGACGGCGACACCCCCGUCGCGGACGACAACGCGGACGACGCCAACUUCGACCCGAGGGAGCACCUCAACCUGGUUUUCAUCGGGCACGUCGACGCCGGCAAGUCCACAAUCGGCGGUCAGAUCCUCUUCCAGGCGGGCAUGGUGGACGACCGAACCAUCCAGAAGUACGAGGCGGAGGCGAAGGACAAGAACCGCGAGUCCUGGUACAUGGCGUACAUCAUGGACACCAACGAGGAGGAGAGGGCUAAGGGUAAGACGGUCGAAGUGGGCCGCGCGCACUUCGAGACGGAGAAGAAGAGGUACACCGUGCUGGACGCGCCUGGGCACAAGAACUACGUGCCCAACAUGAUCGCGGGCGCCGCGCAGGCGGACGUCGGCGUGCUGGUGAUCGCCGCGAGGAAGGGCGAGUUCGAGACCGGCUUCGAGAGGGGCGGCCAGACCCGCGAGCACGCGCAGCUCGCCAAGACCCUCGGAGUCACCAAGCUCAUCGUGCUGGUGAACAAGAUGGACGAUCCGACGGUGAAGUGGGACAAGGAGCGCUGGGACGAGAUCAACACCAAGCUCUCGCCCUUCCUCAAGACCUGCGGCUACCAACCCAAGGACGUCCAGUACGUGCCCAUCUCCGGCCUGUACGGCACCAACAUGAAGACCACCGUGGGCAAGGACGUGUGCCCGUGGUACGAGGGAAAGUCGUUCUUCGAGACUCUCGACAACCUCGAGCCGCUCGAGCGUAACCCCGACGCGCCGUUCCGCAUGCCCGUCCUCGACAAGCACAAGGACAUGGGCACGAUCGUGAUGGGCAAGACGGAGGCGGGAACCGUGCGCAGGGGCGAUAAGCUCAUAGUCAUGCCCAACAACAUCAAGGUCAAGGUUGCCACGGUGUACCGCGACGACGUCGAGGUGAGCAAGGUGCUGCCCGGCGAGAACGUCCGCCUCAGGCUGUCGGGCAUCGAGGAGGAGCAGCUCAUGUCCGGAUUCGUGCUGUGCGCGCCCUCCGCGCCCGUGCACGUCACGCAGGAGAUCGAGUGCCAGCUGGCGAUCCUCGAGCUCCUCGAGCACAAGUCGCUGUUCACUGCCGGGUACAAAGCCGUGAUUCACAUCCACGCCGUGACGGAGGAGUGCGAGGUGAUCAAGAUUGUGCACCAGAUCGACGGCAAGACCCGCAAGCCCAUGGAGAAGAAGAAGGGACAGGCGCUCUUCCUCAAGUCAGGUAGCCUCGCCGUGGUCAGGAUCAGGACCCAGGGGAUCAUCUGCUGCGAGAAGUUUGCGGAUGUGCCCCAGCUCGGCCGCUUCACCCUCCGCGACGAGGGUAAGACGGUCGCCAUCGGCAAGGUGCUCAAGCUCAAGCCCUACUCUAACCUUAACGACCAGUAAAUGCGAAAUUGGUUUACUGAGGAGUUUGUAACUACAUCUUACACGAGUUGCACG